Pygocentrus nattereri (red-bellied piranha) is the source of this 1713-nucleotide messenger RNA. It is a transcript of the gene pdap1a, whose product is annotated as pdgfa associated protein 1a. The transcript is spliced from 6 exons. Gene Ontology annotation, cellular component: cytosol. Gene Ontology annotation, molecular function: RNA binding. The record is from RefSeq and is a predicted model, not a curated record. The coding region runs from base 151 to 630 and encodes 159 amino acids. NCBI's taxonomy places the organism in Eukaryota, Metazoa, Chordata, Actinopteri, Characiformes, Serrasalmidae.
AGCGGCAACGUUGUUCUUCGAAGGGUUAGAGCAGUCAAGGGCCUCAAGAAACGAAAUUAAUUAUUUCAAUAAAACAGGUGUUAAAACACUAUUUAAAGACGCACAUCCUUCGCAGUUCCAUAACACAAACGUUUUGGGACAACUUUUACAAUGCCUAGAGGAGGGAAAAAAGGCCACAAAGGUCGUGGCAAACAGUUCAGCAAUCCUGAAGAAAUCGACAGACAGAUGCGAGCGCAGAGGGAGAGGGAGGAAAAUGGUGAUGCUGAAUGUAAAAGUUCAUCGGAAUCUGAGGAGGAAAGCAGCAGUGAAGAUGAAAAGAACCAGAAAAGGAGUGGCGUGGAAGGAUUGAUUGAGAUUGAGAAUCCCAAUCGUGUCUCCCAAAAGAACAAAAAUAUUGCUGAAGUAGAUGUUAGCGUACCAAAAGAGCUCUCACGUAGAGAGAGGGAGGAGAUUGAGAAGCAGAAAGCAAAGGAACGCUACAUGAAGCUGCAUCUAGAAGGGAAGACUGAGCAAGCCAGGGCAGAUUUGGCUAGACUGGCCAUCAUUAAGAAACAAAGAGAAGAAGCAGCAAGAAAGAGAGAGGAAAUGAGAAAAGAAAAAGAGGUACAGGAGGCAAAGUCCAAACGUUAGCCUCUUUCCCAUCUUUGAGGACAGGGCUGUCCUGGGGCGGGCAGGUGGACAGGGACCAAAUUAAUGAGGGAUACAGCUCAGGGGUAUCCAGGCACACUGUCCUUUCAUCUUUCACUGCAGAGGGACAGGACAGCAAUUUGGACAUUUCGAAGCGUCAGAUAGAAGUGAGUGUUAACUGCAGGAGCUAACUCUCCUUAAAAGAUUAAGUAGUCAGGAACACCAUAAUGUGCCCACCCCCCCAAAAAAAAUAUACACACACCUUCACUGUGCUCUGAUCCUAAAGCUGCUGGAGUUUACUCCUAAAUUAGUUUUUAUAUGUUUUAAUAUACCAUUGAUUAGGAUGUGCUCCAAGUUUUCUUACUGACAUCUCUUAGUUGGUUCCAAAGGAGUCGCUUAGAGUAGUGAAUGGAGAAACACUAGCAAACCUGUGGCACCUGUAAAACACCAUCUGCUUCUGUUGUGGCCUGUGCCCGUUUCUUUUUUUACAUCCUUAAAUGCAUAAGUUUGAUACCUUUUCAAUUAAUCUGUGCUGGGUAAUUCCUUUUUUUGCAUGCCAGUUACUUGAUGCAUCAAAUUUCAUUUUGCUGAUUCACAGGUUACCACAUGACUUUAUGCGGUUAAACAGUAGCUGAGUAAUUUAAUGUCAACAGUAUUAAGUGACUGGUCUGUUGUAAUGUUGGCAGUAAACAGACAUUUAAGCAGAGUUAAGUGCUCUUGCUUUUAUAUGAAAAUUGCCAUUUACUCAUGACCAAUUCAUAGGCUUGUCUCUUGAUAUAAAUAUUGUAUGCUUCAGUCUAUUUGUGGGACCCAAAUUGCCUUGAACAUUAAGAAAAGCAAUAGUACACAUGCAGAUGAGUAUUUACAGUUGGCUCAGCUCUGAAGUGUAUACGUUUGAAAGUGUGCUGUCCAGGAUUAAAAUGAGUAUUUGCAUUGUAAGGUAUUGGUAGGAGGGAUAAUGUGUUUGUAUCCUAACUUGAUUUGUUGCAUAGAAAUAAAUGCUUUUUUUUUUUUUUGCUUUUUUUUUUUUUUUUGCCCACGGACUUUGUCACAAAUUCUAAUAAAUAUGUAUGCCAUGGUUUUGGA